CCAUCAUGGCGCUCUUUUUCCUUCUUGCUGCGUCUUUUACUAGUGCUCAGCAGAACUCGUUCCAGAUCAUCAGCGACAAUGCGCUGCCUAUACUUUCUGCUGAUCGUACCGCUGCUCUCACUCAAAACAUAUCCUGCAAUUUCAUCGAGAUUGGUGGCUCAUUAUACCGACAGACAGAGAAUUUGACAACCGAAUACCUCGAUCAACUUUGCACAUCAGAUUGUGCGGACUCUAUCGCCAGCUAUCGGACGAGGGUGGUUGACGCCUGUGAGAACGAUGUAUACAACGACACGAGUAACGCUACUCAAUACAGCUAUGCGUCUAGAGGUGCUUACUCCCCUAUCUACCCGACUAGUACUUUGCCAACUACAAACAAAGAUGUACCAAAAAUAGGAAUUAGUGCUGGUGCUUACUGCUAUCAACAUCUGCUAGAGACCGACACGCAAGACGAGUGUGAUGAGUGCGGCCUCAGGAAGUUUCGUGCCGAACUCGAGAAUGGCUAUUUUUAUAACAGGGCUCUCGCGUCUGAGUACUCUGCUCUUACCUCGAGUUGCGGCGUGACGAAUCUACCUGUGACUUCACCUCCCUCGGUCGUGAUUGCAAGCAAUACUGCCGCGAACCCGAAACCGACAUGUGCCGGCAAGAUUGUGAAUAUCACACCCAGUUGCACUUGCGACUCCAUUGCUACAACCAAUAAUAUCAGUACCUGGCAACUGCUCUCUACCAAUGGUCUGCAGGGAGGAUGUGCUGGCUUCCCCACAACUGGUAGUCUCUGCAUCUCAGGGAACUGUCAAUCUUACAAAGUGAAGUCAAGCGACAACUGUCGGCAGAUAGCGAUCAAAUUCGGGAUAACUAUCACUCAGUUGCGUACUUGGAACCCCAAUCUCGGUCCAGCUUGCAGCAACUUCGACACGGUCGUGGGUCGCCAGAUCUGCGUCUCGAAUCCGAACAAUUUUACACUGGCUACAAACACGAGAGCUCUUUCGACCCUAUCGCCAACAGCAGUAGCCCCUGUGCCGACUGAUGUUGUCAAUGGAACCAAUUGCCACUGCGGACAGUACUAUCAUGUCAAGGGGAAUCAGUCUCAAGGACUUUUUUUCCUGAACCCCGAGGUCAACCAGAACUGCACCAACUUAUACCUCAACUAUAGCUACUGUGUACAACCUUUUGGCGACAUCUCAUCUUAUCCUGGCUAUAGCAGUGGGGCCGGGACAUCAAAGGUCACCUCGAGCUCUCGUGUUAAAAUCACCGUAAAACCAACUCCAUUCGACUCGCUUCCAGACGCAACUAUGGCAACAUUGUGCAUAGAGCCGACACAGAGCUACCUUUUCCCUCUUGCGAGUGGCACCAGAGGUGACUGUAAAGAAUAUACAGACAAUACCUACGGCGCCGUCAGUUGUGAUUAUAUCAACCCAGGUGUUUCGAUGAUGGAUCUCACAAGUUGGAAUCCCUCUUUGAGUCCCUACAGCUGUACUCUGGUUAACGAAACGAGAUAUUGUACCGUACUCGGUGACGCAUACGUGUCUCACGGCUUCACUGAUACUGCGAAUUAUGCGUCUGCACCAAGUAACGCGGCGAACAACUCUACGGCAAACUGCCACCAUUGGUACUCGGUCCAGUCAGGUAACAGUCACAUC
Molecule: messenger RNA, 1637 nt
Organism: Aureobasidium uvarum
Lineage: Eukaryota; Fungi; Ascomycota; Dothideomycetes; Dothideales; Saccotheciaceae
Source: the annotation of a GenBank genome assembly